Nicrophorus vespilloides is the source of this 1322-nucleotide messenger RNA. Its product is annotated as protein sax-3-like. Gene Ontology annotation, biological process: homophilic cell-cell adhesion; dendrite self-avoidance; axon guidance. Gene Ontology annotation, molecular function: cell-cell adhesion mediator activity. Gene Ontology annotation, cellular component: axon; plasma membrane. The record is from RefSeq and is a predicted model, not a curated record. NCBI's taxonomy places the organism in Eukaryota, Metazoa, Arthropoda, Insecta, Coleoptera, Silphidae.
UUUUGCGCGAAGAUUUCCGUAUAGAACCGCAGAGUGCGCGAGUUGCUGCCGGCGACGACGUGAUCUUGGAGUGCGGUCCGCCGCGCGGCACACCGGAACCGCAGAUCACGUGGCGCAAGGAUGGACAUACUUUGGACAUUGAAGGAAGAUACAAGAUCGUCGAUGGAGGUAGUUUAGCCAUUACGGAUGCACGUAAUGCCGACGAUGGGAGGUAUCAGUGCGUCGCCAGGAACGUUGCCGGAAUCAGGGAAUCCGCGGUGGCCCUCCUAAAAGUUCACGUUAAGCCGUACCUGAUACGACCUCCGGAUGAUCUGAUGGCACUGGUCGGGAGCACCGUAGAAUUUUCGUGCGGAGUGGGCGGAGAUCCGUUGCCGGACGUGCUUUGGAGGCGGAGCGCUCCCGGCGGCACUAUGCCUCUGGGUAGGGUUCGAGUUCUCGAGGAUCGCAGCUUGCGUCUGGAACGAGUCACCUUGUCGGAUCAGGGAAAGUACAUUUGCGAGGCGGAUAAUCCAGCCGGGGCGUUGACGGCGUCGGCCACGCUCACCGUUUACGCUCCACCCACAUUCAGUACCCGCCCACUGGCUCAAACGGUGGAGGUCGGUCAGGAGGUGUCCUUCCACUGCAACGCACAUGGCAGUCCUAAACCCUUCAUCUUCUGGACGUUCGAAGGAGAUCGUGCCUUGAUAUUCCCUGACUCCAGCAGCAAUUACGAGGCCUUCACCAACACCGAGGGUCACUCCACUUUGAUCCUGAAGAACGCCCACAUACAGAAUUCUGGAACGGUGAUAGUAUGCUCGGCGGUGAACGCGGCAGGUUCGGUUUCUACGAGAACCAGAUUAACGGUCUCGUCAAAAGAGAACCGACCGCCACCAGUGAUAGCUACGUGGCCCAGUAACCAAACCCUUCCCAUAAACUCCAUAGCCGUUUUCCAUUGCGAAGCAACAGGUAAUCCAGAACCUAUCAUCUCUUGGUACAAGGAGGGCAUCCCGGUGCAAGCAUCUGAAAAAGUUAAUUUAACAAAAUCGGGUCAUCUCGAGAUUAUCAAACUGCGAAAAGAUGAUUCCGGUAUUUACACGUGCGUGGCUUCCUCGAGGAGCGGCAAGGCCACUUGGACUGGUCACCUGCGCGUCGAAAAUCCCAAGAAUCCGAACAUAAACUUUUUCAAGGCGCCUGAGGCNGUUACGCUUCCGGGUCCGCCCAGCAGACCGCACGCCCUGAACCAAUCGGAGGGUAGCGUCACCAUAACCUGGGGACAGAACAACAAAAUCGGUUCAUCCAGUCUUUUGGGUUACCAGAUCGAACUAAUUAGCCGAUUAGACUAA